Molecule: messenger RNA, 1302 nt
Organism: Oreochromis niloticus (Nile tilapia)
Lineage: Eukaryota; Metazoa; Chordata; Actinopteri; Cichliformes; Cichlidae
Product: class II histocompatibility antigen, M beta 1 chain
Exons: 7
Coding region: 416-1084 (222 amino acids)
Biological process (GO): immune response; antigen processing and presentation
Cellular component (GO): membrane; MHC class II protein complex
Source: RefSeq, a predicted model, not a curated record
CGUGACUACAUUGACCUACUGUGUUGUAGUUAUAACGGCUGCACAGCCAUUAAAUAAUUUCCUGUUUUUUCUCCCUCUGCUUGUUUCUUCCUGUCUUUGAGGCUCUGGACCAGCACUCCCAGGAGCUGUUGGACAGAAAGACAUCAGACCUGAGAUGUGACUGCUCUCUGCUGUUGCUGUUGACUCCAGUUAAUCCUACAAGACACGCUGUGACACCAGGAGAGAUGAGUCCUCCGUCACAGAUGGUCAGUGAAGACACAUCCACUGCCACUGUGCUGAAAGGAAGUGGGGAUAAAAGCAUAAUGUGAUUUUUUUUUUUAAAAUGUGUUUCCUGCCUCUGGAUCUGCCUUAGUGAACAGGAAGCUGUUCAAGUUCCUCCUUGCACCAACCGAGCUCCGUCCUGAUUGCUUGAAACAUGGAUCAGCAUGCUGUGUGCUCCCUACUUCUGCUGCUUUUACUCCUGCGUUCAAAAGGUGUGGCUGAAGAUGAAAAAUACUUCCACAUUCUGAAGACCUGUCAGUUCAUAGAGAAAAGCUCACAGUCUGAUGUUCACUAUCAGGUUCAGUACUGGUAUAACGGACUCCUCCAGGCGUUUUACAACAGCUCUACAGAGAAGGUGGUCGGAUUCACGCACUAUGGCAAAGUGUUUGCAGAUGAGGUUAAUAAAAGUCCAGACUACCUUAAAGUUCGAAGAAAUGAUCUCAACUACUUCUGCAAAGUCCUUGGUGCUGUGCUGUACAAGGAUAUUCAAGUCAAAGCAGUGCCUCCUGUCUCCAGGCUGAAGUCAGUGACGUCUAACAGCAGUGAAGACUCUGAGGUUCUGGUCUGCAGUGCCUACAACUUUUACCCACAGCAGAUCCGGCUGUCCUGGCUGAGGGACGGCGUGGUCAUACCUGACCCCCCAGGUAUGAUGAUCACAGAGAUGCCUGGGGGAGAAUGGCGCUAUCAGAUUCACUCCUACCUGCAACACAAACUGAAUUCAGGACAAAACAUCACCUGCAUGAUUGAACAUAGGGGACUUCAGGAGCCUCAGCUGCUGAAAUUAGGUAGGAAAAGCGGUCUGAAGUGCAGUCAAACAGCGUGACGCUGGCGUGGGAAGGAGCCAUCCUCGCAACGGGGCUGUUUGUCCUGCUCGCCUCUGUAGUAUUUCAUUGCAGAAAGACUCAGUGAGCAGAAAACAACAUGUGCAUCCUGACACUGAUGUCAGAGGAAAUCGGUGCAUGUAGUCACUGUGUAGUCAAUGAUUUUGUACAUUCAAAACUCAUUCAGCUAUGAAAUAAACCAAAACUCUUUGGAUCUUAA